GCCAAUUCGGCUACCGCACCCAAGUGCGACGGAUUCUGCAAGUGGCAUAGCUGACUCGCAGGUCACGGCUCAUUGACACUCAGACAGGCGGACCUCUCCAUUCUCUCUCCGCGGAAACGAGCGACCUCAUGCAGACGCACAUGGAAUCGCUGCAUCUCCCUCGCUUGGACCUAGGCAUCUUCAAGAACAGCAGUCGGUACCUCGAGCGCGUGGGCAAGCCCACAACCCCGUUUCAACCGCCGGUGUGGGCGGCGCCGCACAAGCCACACGCGAUCGCAUUAGUCGACGUGUUCAAGGCCAACGAAGUCCUGACCAGCGUCAACGUUGACUCGAAGGCGUGCUUCCUCUUUGGACGCAAUGCCCUCGUGUGCGAUAUCGUGUUAGAGCACUGCUCGAUCUCGAGAAUGCACGCGGCGUUGGUGCAUCACGUGGAUGGCGCCGUGUACUUGAUCGAUUUGGGAUCGUGUCAUGGUACAUUCCUUGACGGGGAGAAGCUCGAGCCGCUCCGACCGACCCUCCUCUCGCACGGCACCCAUCUCCGAUUUGGCGUGUCGUCGCGAACAUACCGAUUCAAGUCGUACGAAUCCCGCCAACAGAUCGAACGACGCGUGCAGACAGCCGUGGGGCUCCUGCCAGACGAACGCGAACUGCACACAAACACGCUCUUGAAUCGGUUCCUGUCAUACCGGUUGGAUGCGCCGUUCCACCACCAGUUGUCUUCGAUGCCGACCAACCCAUGGCCUCAAAAUUCGAAUCGCAUUGCAUCGCAUUCCACCGACACGAACGAAGACGCACACGAAGAAGAAGACAGCGACAUGCUGACUGCUUCUAUGGCCGACGCAGGACGCGGCGGCGCAUCGUCGUCAUUGUCAGGAAACCCCCACGACGACGACAUGGUCGUGUCCGAGUGCAAUCCUUCGGUGCUAAACGAGUCGUCCCAACUCUCGACGGCGGCUCCACCGUCGUCAAGGAAGCGGACGCGUCCGUCCGCGGCAGUCCCACCGGAUCAUGUGUUUUUGACGUACGACAACAAGCGCGUGCAUUUUGUCGAGUCGCCCCAGAUCAUCCACCAUUACCCCCAUCACGACGACGACGACGACGACGACGACGUCAUGGACGUGAUCAUGGACAGCACCGUCGACGACGUGCAGCCCAGACGUGCGUCGUUUGACGGCAGCCCGUCGCCGAGCGGAUCGUCGUCGUCGACGACGCCGCAUUUCAUAUUUCACCACAUGGCCGGCAGCGAAACUUCGCGGUGCAGGCCAUCGAUCGACCCAUCGAGUAGAAUACCAGGUGCCCGACGGCACACUCUAGGCUAACAGCACUUGAACCCAGCGGCAGGUUAUAUUUCAGUGGUGUACAGUAACGUAAAAGUCCAAGUUCAGAACAAUGUUUCCG
Messenger RNA from Aphanomyces astaci, 1398 nucleotides. RefSeq lists its product as hypothetical. The transcript has 5 exons. Gene Ontology annotation, molecular function: mRNA binding; protein binding. The record is from RefSeq and is a predicted model, not a curated record. Lineage: Eukaryota; Oomycota; Saprolegniomycetes; Saprolegniales; Verrucalvaceae. The coding region runs from base 129 to 1319 and encodes 396 amino acids.